Molecule: messenger RNA, 918 nt
Organism: Mus pahari (shrew mouse)
Lineage: Eukaryota; Metazoa; Chordata; Mammalia; Rodentia; Muridae
Gene: Kcnk17
Product: potassium two pore domain channel subfamily K member 17
Biological process (GO): potassium ion transmembrane transport; stabilization of membrane potential
Cellular component (GO): membrane
Molecular function (GO): potassium ion leak channel activity
Source: RefSeq, a predicted model, not a curated record
AUGAGGAGACAAAGAUCAAAGAUCUGCGUGGAUGGAGAUGUGAAGGUUGCCCUUGGAGCUUUCCUGUCCCCGUCUCCCAAAGAGAACCUGGAUCGUGUCCUGUUAGCGCACCAAGGCUCCUUCCACACCAUUACCUGUGGACGGAGAUCUCCCACAGUGCCUUGGUGGGCUGGGGGCUGCGGCACGCGGGGCACCGGGCCCCUGUUGCUCUCCUUUCUGGCUGACUUGGUGCUGGGCACUGGUGUGUUCUGGGUGCUAGAGGGUCGCGUGUCCGGGGACCCCAGCCGCAGCUUCCAGCUCGACAAGUGGGAGCUGCUACAGAACUAUACGCAUCUGGAUGGUCCGGUUCUAGACCUCCUGAUCCGGGGUAUCAUCCGAGCAUACAAAGAUGGGACCAGCCUCCUAGAAAACACCACCAGCUGGGAGCCUGUGGACUCUUUCUUCUCUCCCGUGUCCACCAUCACCACCAUCGCCCUGCCCCUGCCCCUGCUCUUGCUCUUGCUGCCUGUGCUUCUCUUCUCCCACAUGGAGCACUGGAGCUAAGUGAAGAGCUCCUGCUUCACUUUCAUCACACUUAGCACUGUGGGCUUUGGGGACUACAUGUUCGGCAGGGUUCCUUCUUGACAGUAUCCUCUGUGGUAUAGUAGUAUCGUGUCCGUGUCCCUGUGGAUCCUCUUCAGGAUGGCCUGCUGGCUGGCUCUGAUCUUCAGGCUGAUCCUGUUCCAGCUGGAGCUACUGGAGGACGUGGGCACUUGCUCACACUGCUCCAAGAGGAACUUGAAGGCCCGAAACCGGAGGCCAGGUCAAGAAGGGAAACAUGGAGUUCUGUUUGUAGGCUGCUGCUUUGAGGGGUCUGAGGGGGUCACACAGCAUCUCGAAACCUCUGCUCAGGUUAUGAACUGUGACAAGGACAACUAG